This is a messenger RNA of Ostrea edulis (European flat oyster), 2032 nucleotides long. Its product is annotated as tetraspanin-33-like. Gene Ontology annotation, cellular component: membrane. The transcript has 8 exons. Bases 223 to 1137 code for a protein of 304 amino acids. The record is from RefSeq and is a predicted model, not a curated record. Lineage: Eukaryota; Metazoa; Mollusca; Bivalvia; Ostreida; Ostreidae.
CAAAGUGAAACUGCUUCAUGCUUCAAGUUAUUAAAUUACGUAGUAAUUGCACGUUACACAUUAGAGAACUGUGUCUUUUAAUAAAGAAAGUCACAGAAUAGAUACAAAAUGAGUGUACCUUAUUCAUUACUGUUACCGAGCUUUCGUCGACGAAAAUCUCGAAAUGGCGUGUUUCGCUGCGCUUGAUGACGGUGUACGAGGUCCGUUAUUUGAGAUCACAGAAUGGAGACCCUACGGAGGACGUUCAGGAGAAGGCGUAACAAAGACUACUCCCCAAUCAACCCGCUGUUGAAAUACUUCCUUUUCUUUGAGAAUUUUCUGAUAUGGCUUGUAGGUCUCGCCAUGACGGGAAUAGGAGCUUAUGUUCUUUACAUGAAGAAGAAGGUUGUCAAGGACGCGUUCGAUUUCUUUCUCGACCCGUCCACUCUAAUGUGCACAGGGGGCGCCAUCGUCGUGUUCAUCACCUUCUUCGGAUGUAUGGGGGCUCUGAGAGAGAACACGUGUUUGCUGAAAACGUACAACUACAUUUUGAGUUUUAUCUUUUUGGGAGAAAUGGUCCUAAUCAUCCUGAUUUUCGUUUUCUAUUACGUUCCCGAGUCUCGUGAUACGUUAGGAAUUUUCCCAGAAAAAAGUAUGAGUGACGCAAUCCAAAAAUACGGUGUUGUGGAUGAUGACGACAUGGUCAGUUUGAUAGACAACAUACAGAAAACGCUGCAGUGCUGUGGUCUGGCUGACAGUGAUGAGGGAUAUAAGGAUUGGAACAGAAAUAUUUACUACAACUGUACCAAGUCCAACGAUAGCCCGGAGGCAUGCUCAGUGCCAGCUUCCUGCUGUAAAAUCAAACCGGGAGAGGAAAUGAAUGUCCUUUGUGGUCGAAAAGUAAUGCAAUUCGGUACAGGCGGCAUUGUAACAGAUGGUCCGUACGUGAGCCGCAUCAACAAGGCGGGAUGCAUUAGAUCCUUGGGAACGUGGAUCCAGACUAACGCUAUGGUGCUGGGCGGUAUUCUGCUGGGCAUACUUCUGCCUCAGAUGUUCGUGAUGUGUCUGUCGCGAUCACUGAGGGAUCAAAUCAAAGCACAGAAGUCAAAAUGGGACCGUCCAAAGCGUUACCAUGACAACGGGGCUUUUGAGCGGUAGCGGACUGAUAUCAAAGACUUGAUCUAAUACAAUUGUGCAGUUUUACCAGUUUUAUUUUUAAAAAUGGGAGUGUUCUAUAAAUUAAGAAUUUUAUAUAUAGAGGAGGGAAUUAUGUCCAUUUCGUACAAAGCAGAUUACAUAUAUUGUAUAUAUGAGAUUUUAAAAAUAUUUGUUUUAAUUUUGCAGAUUACAUAUAUUGUAUAGAUCUAUAUGAGAUUUUAAAAAUAUUUGUUUUAAUUUUUUUCUUUCUUGUUACAUUAUUUCUGGUUCUUUUGUUGAUUGAGUUGAAUGUUUCAUUUUUUAUUACCGUUUUAAACAAUUGAUCUAAAACAUAUCAUUUUUAUGUGAUGAAUUAUAAGAAUGAGAGAGAGAGAGAGAGAGAGAGAGAGAGAGAGAGAGAGAGAGAUCUUUUCAUUCCAUGAACAUUGUAAAUCAAACUUCAGGACCAUGGUUAAACAUUUUAAGAAAUGAAAGAGUAUGCACUUUAUGUAAUAAUAAUGAUUUGACUGAUGAGUUCCAUUAUUUAUUUAUAUGUACUGAUGAAACUAUUAAUAAAGAUUGGAAAACUUGGAUAGAUAUUAUACAAAUAGAACAGACAGAUAUAAAUUUAAACAGCUUAAUUGUAAAAAUAUUAUUGUACUUAAAGAUUAUGCAAAUUUUAAUGGUUAUAAGGGAGAGGGCAUGUCCUCCAUGUUAACUGCAUGCUAUGUACAAUAUUAUAUUAUAUAUUACGAAUUACUUCUCUACAAUACACAUGUUGUAUGUAUUUGAGAAUAAAUAAUUUUGUUGUGUUGUUGUUACCAUGUCACAGACUGAUCAGCUGUUCCAGGUCUAUGUUUUUAUAAAUGUUCUCACAGCAAUCAAUCCAACAAUAAAUUCAGAUUAUGAGAUCAUA